AUGGUGCAUAAUAAGUGGAGAGAGAUAUGGAGGCUUUCCGUAGAGAGGAAAAAAGUGUUGCAAGAGACACUGGAACAUCUGAUUGAGCUCGAUAGAUUCAGCAACUUUGAAUUCGACGAAUGGCGAUCCAGGUAUCUGAACUGGAUCAAAUCCGAAAGAUUACGAAUCAUGGAUUUUUUUCGACGCCACGAUAAGCAAGGGUACGGGACCCUGACAAGGGAACAAUUUGUGAAGGGCUUCAUGAACUCGGGCUUUCCGACCAAUAAGAUGGAGUUGAGUUCAGUCUUCGAUAGAUUCGCCAAGAACGGACAGCUGGACUAUAUGAACUUCAUCGAGAUUCUUAAAAAUUAUAAGUCGGACCCAAGCGGUUUUGCAUCAUCUCCAAGAGAAAUUAGUAACUGGCGUCAAGUAGACGAUGAAGUUGUCAAUCAGAUAAGCAGAUGCCAAUGUUGCAAGCAGUUUCCCGCCUUUAAAUUGGCUGAUGGGAAAUAUACGUUUGGAAGCAAGAGUAAGCAGUACUUGUUGAGGUUUGUCAACAGAACGGUCAUGGUUCGAGUCGGGGGGGGCUGGGUCAGUUUGGACGAAUUUCUCGCUACUAAUGAUCCGUGCCGGGCUAAAAAUAGAACAAACGUAAAGCUUAGAAACCUGUCUCUGACGAGCCUUAGCCGAUCGGGUAGCAUAACAAGUCUGAACACGGCGAAACUGUCAAACUCGCCCGCCCAGAAAACAGGGGGGCCCAAGAAUUUAGUAAGUAAGAUGGAUUCGACGAUGACUCAAUCCAUGACUAACUUGACUACAGGGAAUCUUUCUGCCUAUUCUAGAAAAGGACAACAGCAAUUAUCAACGCCAUCUUUGAAGGGGACCACAUCUGGUGGCAAGAAAGGGCCGACCGAGUUCACCCCACCGAGAAGGGUAUCCAAGUCCCCCGUCUCCAGCUCUAAAAGGCUUCCUCUGACACCUAAAUAAUCAUAAUAAGAAGAAGAAUAAGAAGAAGAA
Messenger RNA from Helobdella robusta, 996 nucleotides. RefSeq lists its product as hypothetical. Gene Ontology annotation, cellular component: membrane; cytoplasm; intermediate filament. The coding region runs from base 1 to 966 and encodes 321 amino acids. Gene Ontology annotation, biological process: intermediate filament cytoskeleton organization; wound healing. The transcript is spliced from 8 exons. Lineage: Eukaryota; Metazoa; Annelida; Clitellata; Rhynchobdellida; Glossiphoniidae. The record is from RefSeq and is a predicted model, not a curated record. Gene Ontology annotation, molecular function: structural molecule activity; calcium ion binding; microtubule binding.